ACAGUUGACAGCUGUUCGCCGCUGUCAUUUUUCAAUUUUUCACCGGUGUGCCGUGUGCGUGGUUGUUUUCUUCGAUUUCGUCAACUUAAUUUAUAACUGUAAAUGCUCUUCACCAAGAUGCCGCUGCAGCUUACCAAGCCCGCUCCUCAGUUCAAGACCACCGCUGUUGUCAACGGCGAAUUCAAGGAUGUCUCCUUAGCUGACUACAAGGGCAAAUACGUCGUGCUGUUCUUUUACCCUCUUGACUUCACGUUCGUGUGCCCGACCGAGAUCAUCGCGUUCUCGGAGCGCGCCGACGACUUUCGCAAGAUCGGGUGCGAGGUGAUCGCCGCCUCCACCGACUCGCACUUCACUCAUCUCGCCUGGAUCAACACGCCCAGGAAACAGGGUGGUCUGGGCCCCAUGAACAUCCCCAUCAUCAGCGACAAGUCGCACAAGAUCGCCCGCGAGUACGGCAUCCUAAACGAAGACACCGGCAUCCCCUUCCGCGGCCUGUUCAUCAUCGACGACAAGCAGAACCUGCGACAGAUCACCGUCAACGACCUGCCUGUGGGACGUUCAGUUGAGGAGACUCUCAGACUGGUGCAGGCUUUCCAGUUCACGGACAAGCAUGGUGAAGUUUGCCCUGCCAACUGGAAGCCGGGUAGCAAGACCAUCAAGCCCGACACCAAAGCCGCCAAGGAGUACUUCAACGAUGCCAACGGCCAAUAAACUAGACCACUACAUCAGUCGCUGAGUGUUCACAAUGAAAGUGCUUGUGUUGGUAGAGUAGAUGGGAGUAUUGGAUGCCAGCGCUGGUUGCUGAUAUACUUUCAGUUCUAAAGCUAAACAUAUUCAGCAUCUGUUUCAAGCAAGUCCAGUAUCAAUAUUGAUGUAAAUAAGCACUGAUAUAUUUUGGUUUCAUCAUCAUGCGUUUAUAAUUAUUGCAAUAUCAUUUGUUAACUUACAAAAGAGAAAUUGUUCGUCAUUGUGAAUGCUCAGUGAAACAGAGUGUAGGAUUCCAAGAAUUUUACGACCUUGAUAUUUGUACGGUCUUCUCUAGGUUAUAGAAGUAAGUUGGGUGUGUUGUAUAUCUGUUGAGUGUGGUAUGCGAAUCUCAGAUAUCGUCUAUAUCGUCGGUGGCGCAUAUCGUCGUCAGUAUUUUAUCUGUUGAAUAAACGAGGCUGUAAUUACUACUA
Aricia agestis (brown argus) is the source of this 1178-nucleotide messenger RNA. It is a transcript of the gene Jafrac1, whose product is annotated as peroxiredoxin 1. The transcript has 6 exons. The record is from RefSeq and is a predicted model, not a curated record. NCBI's taxonomy places the organism in Eukaryota, Metazoa, Arthropoda, Insecta, Lepidoptera, Lycaenidae. Bases 103 to 711 code for a protein of 202 amino acids. Gene Ontology annotation, biological process: response to oxidative stress; cellular response to stress; hydrogen peroxide catabolic process. Gene Ontology annotation, molecular function: thioredoxin peroxidase activity. Gene Ontology annotation, cellular component: cytosol.